Calliphora vicina (urban bluebottle blowfly) is the source of this 5189-nucleotide messenger RNA. Its product is annotated as protein hu-li tai shao-like. The record is from RefSeq and is a predicted model, not a curated record. The transcript is spliced from 12 exons. Gene Ontology annotation, molecular function: actin filament binding. Gene Ontology annotation, cellular component: cytoskeleton; postsynaptic density; plasma membrane. Lineage: Eukaryota; Metazoa; Arthropoda; Insecta; Diptera; Calliphoridae. Bases 316 to 2607 code for a protein of 763 amino acids.
CAUUUAAUAACCGAAUUUUCAAAAAUAUCCAAUAAAAAAUUACAUGAAAAAUAAUAUACAUAUAAAAGUUUUUCUGUUGCAGUAUUGUAAAACAUUCAAUACAUAAAAAAAUAAUUAAAAUACAAAAUUCAAGGAUUUUCGCUUAAUUUUGUUCUAUAAUUGCCACAAAAUAAAAGAUUAAAGCCCUAUAUAAUUGAAAAUAUACGAGUGUAACAGAGACAGCAUUGUUACCAUCAAACGGAUAAAUUUGUUGUUGCCGUGUCGGUCUAUAAAGAAAAGUAAUUUAUAUAAAAUAUUCUGUUUCAUCGAAUAAAUAUGACUGAAGUAGAGCAACCACCACAGAAUGGCAUUGAUUUGUCAGCGGCCGAAGAAGAUGACAAUAGCAAAGCCCGACCAGCCGAUAUAGAACAGGAUAUGCGUGAAAUGGAACGUCGUAAGCGCGUUGAAGCUAUAAUGGGUUCAAAACUCUUCCGUGAAGAAUUAGAACGUAUUGUUGACUGUGCUCGUGAUAGUGGAAAUGCAGCUGGAAUACUACAACAACUGUCUGAUAUAGUUGGAGUACCAUCAUCUCGUGUUGGAAACGUUUUUAAGAGUUCUUCCUGCAUGUUGCCCAUUAAUGACAUACGUGGUGUAGAGUCAAUGGGCUAUGCAAAAGGUGAAAAAAUUUUGCGUUGCAAGUUGGCUGCAACAUUUCGUUUGUUAGAUUUAUAUGGAUGGACACAAGGUUUGGGUGCUCAGAUAACGGCACGUCUUAAAGUUGAUCAAGAAUAUUUUUUGGUUAAUCCCUUUGGCUUGCUAUAUCAUGAGAUCACUGCUUCGUCACUCAACAAAGUUGAUAUGCAAGGAAAUAUUGUUGAACAGGGCACAACAAAUUUUGGUGUCAAUAAGAGUCAUUUUGUACUGCAUUCUGUUGUACACGCUGCACGACCAGAUAUUCGAUGCGCUAUCUAUAUUGGUUGCAGCCCAGUGGUAGCUAUUUCGUCUUUAAAAACCGGUUUACUGCCUUUGACUAAGGAUGCAUGUGUUUUGGGCGAAUUGACUUCUUAUUCAUACACUGGUUACCUUCAUGACGAGGAAGAACGAAUUAAAUUGGUCCGAAAUUUGGGUCCCAACUCUAAGGUAAUCCUUUUAAACAAUCAUGGCGCCUUAUGUUGUGGUGAAACUAUUGAAGAAGCAUUUUUUGCUGCGUGCCACAUUGUUCAGGCUUGUGAGACUCAGCUGAAAUUACUGCCAGUUGGUUUGGACAACUUGGUUUUGAUUCCUGAGGAAUCUCGUAAAAUCAUUUACGAUCAAUCACGACGUCCCCCAGAGGACUUAGAAAAGAAAUUUGCAGCUGCCACAAUAACGGAUUCAAACAAGUCCGAAGAAGAGAAAAAGGAAGUAGUUGAAACUACAACAAAAGUAAUAGGACAAGCACCUAAAUGGCGUGUCGGCGGCGCUGAAUUCGAGGCAUUAAUGCGCAUGCUUGAUAAUGCAGGCUAUCGUACAGGUUACAUAUAUCGUCAUCCUUUGAUAAAAUCCGAUCCACCAAAGCCCAAAAAUGAUGUUGAAUUGCCACCAGCGGUAUCAUCAUUAGGUUAUUUAUUAGAAGAAGAAGAACUUUUCCGCCAAGGCAUCUGGAAGAAGGGCGAGUUCCGCAAAGGUGGAGAUCGUAGCCGUUGGCUAAAUUCACCAAAUGUAUAUCAAAAAGUGGAAGUUUUAGAAACUGGUACUCCAGAUCCCAAAAAGAUAACCAAGUGGGUUGCUGAAGGCUCGCCGACUCACUCAACAGCUGUGCGCAUUGACGAUCCAUUACAAUUUGUGCCAGUCAAUACAAAUCCCAAGGAAUUCAAAAGAGUUCAACAGCAGAUUAAGGAUAAUCGUCGUGCCGAUAAAAUAUCAGCUGGUCCGCAGUCACAUAUUUUAGAAGGCGUUACGUGGGAUGAGGCAAAUCGUAUUAAAGAUGCUACGGUAAGUUCAGCUGGUGAUCAUGUUGUUUUAAUGGGCGCUGCCUCUAAAGGAAUCAUACAACGUGGCUUUCAACAUAAUGCAACAGUGUAUAAAGCUCCAUAUGCUAAAAAUCCGUUUGAUAAUGUAACUGAUGACGAAUUAAAUGAAUACAAACGUACAGUGGAACGUAAAAAGAAAAGUAUUCAUGGUGAAUACACUGAUACCGAUUUCUCUGAAUCAGAAGCAUUAAGUUCAUUACAAACAUCAGGCGCACAACAACAAACUAAACAAACUACUACUACUACAACCACUACAACUGCCGCCGUUAGUCAAUCAGAACCAGAAGAUAUUUCAGAACAUCAAGUUAUGAGAAUACAAACCGAACAGGCCCCUGUUCCCAGUCAACCUGAAGUAGUUUUAAGCGAUGCAUCUCUAGGUUUUAUAAAUGGUGAACGAUCCCAUACUGCUACAAAUCGUAAGCCACCAACAGGUCGAGGAGAAAACGUACAAAAUGGAGAUCACUCGGAAGCCCAUUUGAGCACUUUUUCACAUAGCAGUAAAGAGUUUCAGGAUAUUUCUACAGACGGUUCACCCAAGAAAGACAAAAAGAAGAAGAAGGGCCUUAGAACUCCAUCAUUUUUAAAGAAGAAGAAGGAGAAAAAGAAGGUCGAAGCCUAAAUUUUCUUUGAUCUUGAGAAGCACGAUAUUUUUAAGUGAAAGAUAAAACUGAUCAUUAAUAUGAACUAAUGGAAAAAAAUAUUAGAAGAAAAUGGAGUUGAAAAUAUCAAGAGAGAAAUAUAAAAAUAAUUAUCCAUCGAGAUAAGUUAUCUUUUUAAGGUCAUAAAUGUGCAAAUUAAUUUUGUUAUUUUUAUUUACAAACAACCAAGUGCAAGCUAAAUAUUGAAAAAAUAAGAGGCAUUUUAAAAACAAAAAUAUUAAGGAAGAAAAACUGCAGUUCGAAUUGUUAUUAUGAAUUACUUCUUUUAUCUUAAUGACGAAUGGUAUAAAAAACCUUAAUACAUCUAAUAUAAUAUUUUUUUAUAAAUAAAUUUGAAAACUAGGACUACAAAGUAAAAAUCAUUAAAAUAUAAAAUAAAAAAUACAAGUAUGUAUAGAAAAUAAAUUUAUAUUUAUACCUUAAAUUUUACAGAAAAUAUUUAUGUAUUUAAUUAAAAUAAAAAUUUAUAUAAAAUUAUGUAAAACGCAAACGAAGGAAAAGUGAAAAAUUUAAAAAAAUAACAUUUUAUACAUAUGAACGUACAUACAUUUGGAUAUACAUACAUACAUAUGUACGCAUUCAUGUAUAUUUGGUAAAUUUUAAGCAGGUUGCAUAUUGUUGUAUGAUGUAUAGUGAAUGUGGAAUUAUUAAAUUCCAUGUCUACAAAGGUUGUUUUCUAAAACACUUUAAAAAAAAAUUAUUUGUCAUAUUUUUUCCAUUUAUAGUUCAUAAGCAUUUAAAAUAUUUCCUAAUCUUACAAACACAUAUAAUAAUUUGUUUUUAUGUUGCAUUUCUCGCAAAGUCAGCAUAAAAAGUGUGAAUUCAUUCAAUCACGCAAAUUUGAAUUAAUUCUUCAGCUAUUAGUUUUAAAUAUAACCAUAAAUUAAAAUUGUUUCAAUGGUUUUCACUGAUAUGCAACCUGUUUUAAUUUGCUAACUAGUUUUUUCAAAUAUACAUUAAAUAAAAUAUAACACCGAUCGAAAUUUUAAGCUUUUAAAAAUGACAAAUACUUGACACAACUUUUCCUUUUUUUUUUAAGUAAAAUUUAUUAAAUUCAUAAUGAUUCGAUGUAUGAACAUUUCAAAUGUAUAGUGUUUAUGAAGUAAGUUUAUAGAAACUUUGAUAUACACACAUAAAUAUUUCUAUUAAUCACAUGUUUACAUACAUAUUUAUAUACAUACAUAUGUUAUUAAUAUAUUAAUUUAGAGAACAUUGCUAUAAAAGUAUAUACGAAUCCGUGUUCGAAAUGAAAUGUGCACGACACCCACUGUGUACAGUUGAAGAAAAAUCGGGCAAAUCAACUGAUCGAUAUUAUUAUGUGUAAAGCAACGGUUACGUGAAAUAUUUUUGAUAUAAUUGUUAUAACUACUUUAUAUGUAACAAUUGGCUUGUUCGCAAAUGCAUCACUGCGCUGCAUCUGAUGCACAGUGCGUUCUAAAAUGCAAAACACUACAAAUGACUUGAGUUCUAAAAAGCAACAGUGAAACAGAUGAUGCGCAAAAACCAUGAAACAAGCAUCACCAAAAUGGCUGAUGCAUUGUCUGUGCAUCAGCAUCGCAAACUAAUUACAGAUGCGCAUCAAAUGCAGCGCAGUGAUGCAUUUCCGAAAAGGCCCAAUAUCGAUCAGGUGAUUUGUUAGGGUGCAAUACGGUAGUGCUAAACCGGGCUGAUAUUUUAUAAAUCGCUAAGGUACCGUACCGUCGUACAUAAUGAUUUUCUUUAAAUGUUUGCUUGCGAACGUGAAAACAAAUGCGAAGCCUAAAGUGAAUUCUUUAUUUACUACAAUUGUUUUUUUUUUUUUUGUAAUUAUACGUUUUAUAAAAGCAGCAUUUCACUUAUUUCAUUUUCUUUUAAUGAUAAAAAAAUAGUGGCGAAUUCAAUAUUUUAAAUUAUAUUUAUUAUUACAAUUUUUAUUUAUAAUAUCUAUAAUUUUAAUCAUUUGUUUUUGAUUUUAGUUUAAAAAUACUCUUGGCAACUCAUACACAUAAUUAUGCAUAUAUAUUUUUGUUUUAUUAAUAUAUUUAGACCAUACACUAAUAUAUAUUUUUAUUAAGGCUUUUAAUUGUAUUUCAACAAAAAAACAAAUAAAAAAUGUGUAUGUACAUGUAUGUAAGAAAUCUAACAUUAUACUACUGUAUUAAAAUUUACAACAAAAUAUACACUUACAAAAUUCACUAAACACAAUUUAUAAAAUAUUAAUUUUUUUAAGAAAUUGUAAUUUGUUUAUUUUUCUUUAUUCGCCUUAGAUAAAACUCAUCAUCAUUAUGCAAAGGUAAAAAAUAAUAUUUAAAAACAUAUAUACUGCCAUAGCAUGUAAAAGUAAAAACAUAUAAAAAAAUACAUACUAGUAAAUACUUACUUACAUACAUACAUAUACAAAAUGGAAAAUAGCCAUUCAUUACUAUUUUUUCUAUUCAAAUAAAUGAAUGUGAAAAUAGCACCUAAACCCGAAAAAAUAAGAAUUCACAUUAAAUAAUUUGAAUUAUAAAAACAUUUCUAAAUAACUGCUUUUUAUUAUUAAUAAAAACAAAAAUGCAAAAUA